GUCACAGCGGCUGGAGGACACGGGGAAAGGGGACUCUAUUCCGGCGCGCGCAGCUCGCGGGCAGUCCCAGCCUCUCGCGCCUCCAUGUCGUACUCGCACCCUCCCAGGCGCACGGGGCUGCCCCGCGCCGUGCUGAGGUGGCUGCAGAGCCUGGACCUGAGCUUCUUCCCCAGGAACUUCCGACGGGACUUCUCCAACGGCUACCUCAUCGCCGAGAUCUUCUCCUGGUACUACCCCGGGGACAUCCACAGCCACAGCUACGAGAACGGCGCCUCGCUGGCCACCAAGCUCAGCAACUGGUCCCAGCUCGGCCAGUUUUUUUCCAAAAGAAAUUUGAAGCCUGUUCAAGAACUAAUAGAUGGGACAAUUCACUGUAAACCGGGAGCAGCAGAAAUGUUGGUACAAGACAUCUACUCAAUGCUGACAAAUGGACGAAUUAAAAAUAUUCAGGAUGAGGUUGACUUUACAGACCACUAUUAUCAGGAGCAGUUACCGAUGGUCGCCAGGUCAACAGCUUCAAAGGCUAUCAAGAAUAACAUUAAAUUAACAGAAAUAAUGAUAGAGCCCAACAUUAACAAAAAUAGACAAAAGGUUAAUGCCAUCAUCAAUAUGCAUAUGCAACAGAGACUGGUAGAGAGGGAAGAGAACCCAAAGCGGUUUAACAUUAAACCAAGCUUGGCAGAACGUGCAGUUCGUCAUCCGGCUGCUGUAGGUCCCUCUGGGAGUGCGAUUAACAUCCAGAGAGAGCAACUUUCUUUUAUAUCAAACCUAGGGCUCCCAGAAAUCAGAGGCAAAACUGGUGUUCACUUCAAAGAAAUCCAGGUGAAACAAGCUGACAGAGGCUCUUUUACUGUGGAUGUAUAAGUGCGGCAACUCCAAGCACCUGGCCAAAAGGAUUCUAACUGAACACUGGAAAAAAAGUAUUGGAGAGACCUCAACUUUGAAAACGUACAAGAUCACCUUUAUAAUUCUUUGACCUUAGCCAUUGGGAGAGAAUUGCCUGAUUGGUUUCAGUGUCUGUUAAAUCAAAGCAUUAUUUUCUUCUAGUAAAUGCCAAAACAAAAUACAUAUUGGAAAUCUGAUGUUUGUGGAAGUGUGACAAGCUAAAUCAUCACUAAACAAAGCAGUAUCUAAAAUAUACAUCACUGUAGUUUCCCUGUUGUUAGACGGCUUCCUUCAGUGACUUGGUACCAUAGUUGCUUUUACAGCUCAGCCUCCUCCUAGACUUGAUUACUUGCUAGAUUGAGUUAUUUUUAAUAUUUCAAGUUUUGUUAGUGAAAUUUUUCCAAUUUACAGAUUGCAGUGGUGCAAGAUGAGUAAUGAGGAUGUGUAGUCAAACUUUUUGCCAUUGUGAUGUGAUGAGUUGAAUAAAUUUGACAGUUGUA
This is a messenger RNA of Trachemys scripta elegans, 1385 nucleotides long. It is a transcript of the gene SPATA4, whose product is annotated as spermatogenesis associated 4. The coding region runs from base 85 to 864 and encodes 259 amino acids. The record is from RefSeq and is a predicted model, not a curated record. Lineage: Eukaryota; Metazoa; Chordata; Testudines; Emydidae. Gene Ontology annotation, cellular component: axoneme. The transcript has 6 exons. Gene Ontology annotation, biological process: regulation of cytoskeleton organization; negative regulation of execution phase of apoptosis. Gene Ontology annotation, molecular function: microtubule binding.